Messenger RNA from Tripterygium wilfordii, 3336 nucleotides. RefSeq lists its product as uncharacterized. The record is from RefSeq and is a predicted model, not a curated record. Lineage: Eukaryota; Viridiplantae; Streptophyta; Magnoliopsida; Celastrales; Celastraceae. The transcript is spliced from 4 exons. The coding region runs from base 525 to 3221 and encodes 898 amino acids.
AGUUUAUAACUUUAUCGGCAUUUUGAAAGUUCAAAAAAACACUCUCUCUCCGUCCCUCAACGAGCUUUCCCCUCACCACUCUCUCUCUUAUGCGACACCGUUUCAGCUCCGAACGCUUGCGCUCCCUCUGUCUCUGUCUGUGUGCUUCUUCUGCUCAAGAUCUGGAAACGUGCUCAGGGAGUGAGUGAUUGACAGAAUGCGAGUCUUUCGUGUGCCUGUGUUUUUAGCUUUCGAUUUGAAGGAACUGUAAAAAAUCUAGGUUCUUAGACUUUUCUGAGUUUCUCGGAUCCUUCCUCUUGCUUGCUCGCUGGAUUUUUGCUGGGAUUUUCGAUCUAGAUUUAUCGGGUAUUACGCUUUUUUUUGUUGUUGUUGUUGGUUUCCUCGGGUGAAAAUGGAGGCAUUUGGCAUGACGAUUUCAUACAUUUCAAUCGUGGCUGCUGAUCGGAGCUUCAGUGGAGGCUGCGAUUGAGUUUGGGUGGAGACGGUUUGCAUAAGCUGUAGGAAAGAAACUAUUAGCAGAAAAGAUGUCAAGAGUACUCGAAUCAAAAAGACGGUCACCUAGUGUUAUUGCUAGAUUGAUGGGUCUUGAUGGGCUUCCACCUCAGCAGUCUACUCAUAAACAAAAUAGUCCCGCUGAGACUUAUCAACGAAGGACAGCUUCAGUAGAAAGAGCUCGAAGAAGUGGCAGCUGGAGGUCAUUUAGGAAGACCUCAAAGGAGGAGCAGGAAUUUAAAGAUGUAUACGAAGUUCUAGACUCAUCAAACAAGGAGAGCAGUAGUCACUCAUCACAGGGUGCUUCAAACUCAAAGCUCUCCGAGGCCGAAAUGGAAUUUGUUCGCCAGAAGUUCAUGGAAGCCAAACGCCUUUCAACUGAUGAAAAACUUCAGGAUUCACAGGAGUUUCGUGAUGCAAUUGAGCUGCUUGAGUCAAACAAGGAUCUCCUUCUGAAAUUUCUUCAACAACCAAAUUCAUUGUUUGCAAAGCAUCUGCAUGAUUUGCAAGGCUCCUCUCCUCCGUGUAUGACUCCUCAAUUUCUCGGUGGUCGAAUAUCAGCUAUGAAAUCAUCACAUGAUCGGGUAAAUGAAAACAUUGAUAUGGGCUGCAAAACAGAGAGGGAAGCUACAAGAAAGAGUCGCUCUAAAUAUGCUCAGCAUCAUGAUGGUUUCCUUGGUAAACCUUGCAAUACACAUACUGCUCCUAAUAAGCUUAAAUCACCGAAAGUUUGGUUAGAAGGAAAAGAUGAAUCUGCUAAACUUCCAACAAGGAUUGUUGUUUUAAAGCCAAACCUAGGGAAUAUACAGAAUUCUGCUAGAACUGCUGGGUCACCUCGUUCUCCUCAUGCUUUUCUUCAAGAUUGUAGUUCAAAAAUCGAACUCAUGACAAUCAAUAACAAAGACUCAGAAUUGUGGGGGAGGAAGACCUUACCUGAUGACAUGGGCCUUUUGAGGCACAAGUCUAGAGAAAUCUCCAGAAAGAUAAGAACUAAUGAUUUGAGGUCCAAAAAUAAAGGAUAUGCUGGAGACGAGAGUUCUCCUAACACGUCUGAGAAUGAAUCUGCAUAUGAAUUAGGAGUGAGAACAUUGAUCACCAGAUCCAUCAACUCAAGUUCCCGGAGCAGAUCUUCGUCAUCCCGUUCGACCAAAUCAUCUAUCAGCCAGGAAGCCAAGAAGAGACUAUCUGAGAGGUGGAAAUCGACUCAUAAUUCUCUAGAUUUGGGAUUGACUAGAAGGGGUAGCACACUGGCUGAGAUGCUUGCUAGUCCUGAUUGUAAAGUAAUGCCAGCAAAUUUGGAUACCAUUAUCAGUGAAGAAGGUUUCAGUGGCAAAUUCAAUGGCAGUGAUAGACUGGAAGAGGGGUUUGAACCAUUGGGUAUUAGCAGUAGGGACGGCUGGAAGGUUGAAUAUAUGACUAAUUUAUCAAGUUCUAGAUUAAGUUCCCUUCAUGCUUCAUCUACUUCUUUUGGAAGCCCCAAGACACAUGAGGCAAUAGUGCACCGUCAAUCUUUCCGCAGUGACAGGCAUUUGAUGCCAAAGAAGCCCUUGAAUCAGGAAAGAGACAAGGUAGUACGGGGUAGUUUUGAUCAGAGAGAAUGGUCAGCUUCUAGAAAGUCAAGAUCCAAUGUGAAGAAAUCUCAAGUUUCUUCCUCCACAUUUAAGGAGAGUAAUGACACUGCUCCUUGUAUUAAUUUGUGUGAAUAUGAAUCAAAAAGCCAUUUCAGGGAUGAUGCCUCAUUUGAAUGUGAUCAUGUGGAUUCUGAGAAGCCAACUAGGUUGGUUGGAGAUGAAAGUUAUGUUCCUAGCCAUAUAGCCAAUGUGGAAAUAGAAAAUAAAACCAUGGCUUUUCAUCAUCCCAGCCAAGAAAUGCCGGCAGUUAUGUUGGUAGAAGGCGUGCAUUCAACUGAAAACCUAAAUAGUUUAAGUUUACAGGAACCAUUAGAUUUGCACACAGAGGAAAGCUUGGAGAACUUGCAACACUUUGUUGCAGAAAUACAAUCUCCGUCAAGCUCCAAGGAGCCUGAUCAGCCCAGUCCAAUAUCAGUUCUGGAAGCCACUUUUCCGGAUGAUCUUUCUUCAGCCUCUGAAUGCUUUGAGAGUCUCAGUGCAGACCUACAUGGGCUUCGCAUGCAGCUUCAGCUACUUAAGCUGGAGUCGGAAGCAUAUGAAGAAGGGUCUGUGUUCCUUUCAAGUGAUGAAGAUCUGAGAGAAACCCCGCUUGGAUUUUCACAACAGAAGGGAAUUACUGAGAGUCGGGAAUCUUCGUAUGCAGUGACUGUACUAAUUAACUCUGGGAUUAAUGAUAUUGAUCUUGAUACUUUCAGGGCAACCUGGGACUCUCCUGAGUGCCCGGUAAAUCCCUCAGUAUUUGAAGAACUUGAGAAGAAGUAUUGUGACUGUGAAACAUGGGUGAGGCAUGAGAGAAGGCUGCUGUUUGACCGCAUAAAUUCGGCCUUACUGGUGAUUUACGAGGAAUUUGCAGAUCCACCACACCCCCGGACCAGGCAGCGAACCAGGAUUUGUGGUGAGUGGAUAAAGAAGGGGAUCAAAGACAAUGUCUUGAGAGUGCUUACCAGCCAAGACAAGAAAGCAAGCAAAGACGCAACCGAGAUGAUCCUGGGGAAGGAAUCCCAGUGGUUGGAUUUGAGAAAUGACAAUGAGGUAAUUGGUAAGGAAAUUGAGAAGUUUAUAUUGGAAGAUCUGGUUACGGAAUUACUAGCAAUGUAGGAUGUAUUUUAAGCUUGGAAGUUGUUAGGUGUUUGAUGAAAUUGUAAAACACGCUGAUUAGACAUGGUAUAUGUUGUCAAAUUACCUAUGAGAACAUUAAGCAUAUGUAACAAAA